This is a messenger RNA of Fraxinus pennsylvanica, 954 nucleotides long. The record is from the annotation of a GenBank genome assembly. Lineage: Eukaryota; Viridiplantae; Streptophyta; Magnoliopsida; Lamiales; Oleaceae.
AUGGAGUGGGCAGUGAUUGACAGUGGUCGGUUUCUGAAGUGGCGAUCUAAUUUUGCAGUGGUUGAUGGUGGUUGGUUUUUGAAGUGGCAAUUUGAUUUUGUAGUGGUUGAUGGUGGGUUUAUGUGUAGUCGCCAUUGCUGUAAUGACGAGGAUCUGAAAUGGUGGGCUCAGAUAUGUCAGAGCACAAUUGAGACUUGCAACCUAGAAAUAUGGUGGGCCAUUGAAUUCAAGCUUGUUGGGUAUAUCAAUCCAUUUCAGCUGGACAACACUUUCAUCGGAAGUCUACAUGUGGAAAAUACUACAAAUAAUGAUAAUGAAGUCAGAACAAAAUUUGAAGUUCCUGUAGGAGAUUCUGAUAGUGAAAGGAUAGAUAACUAUGCCAGCAAGUGUCUGGACAUGAACAAGAAGCCAGAAUCUCCUGUAAUUCCUGACGACUUCCUUUGCCUCAUAUCACUUGAACUUAUGAGGGAUCCGGUUUUGUGGCCGCAGGCCAGACUCGUAAAUGCCGGUGGCUUUAGUCGACUUACAUCAGAAUGGAAGCUCACAAGGGAAGAAAGACGCUGCAACUGCAUUAUUCAACUUGUGCAUUUAUCAGGGGGUUGGCAUUAUUACUGCCCUAUUAAAGAUGCUACUGAUUCAGGCAACAGUACGGUCGAUGAAGCUCUGACCAUCCUUUCGGUUCUUGCUAGCCACCAUGAAGCGAAGGCUGCUUUCAUGAAAGCUAGCACAAUACCCAUCUUGAUAGAUCUAUUGCAAACGGGUCUGCCUCGGAACAAGGAGAAUGCAACUUCCAUUUUACUUUCCUUGUUUAAAAGAGAUGGUGAAAAUCUUGCUUGUCUAAGUCUGCUCGGUGCAGUAAUACCUCUUUCGGGGAUUGCCAAAAAGGGCAUAGAAAGGGCCAAGAGGAAGGCGACUUCAUUGUUGGAGCAUCUUCGGAAGUUGCAACAUGUCUGA